This is a messenger RNA of Aedes albopictus (Asian tiger mosquito), 2950 nucleotides long. Its product is annotated as annulin-like. The record is from RefSeq and is a predicted model, not a curated record. The transcript has 4 exons. Gene Ontology annotation, biological process: peptide cross-linking. The coding region runs from base 624 to 2873 and encodes 749 amino acids. Gene Ontology annotation, molecular function: protein-glutamine gamma-glutamyltransferase activity. NCBI's taxonomy places the organism in Eukaryota, Metazoa, Arthropoda, Insecta, Diptera, Culicidae.
CAGUAAAGUUGGUAAAAAUACUCACCUGCAAGGAUGCUCGAUCAAAACGGAAAUCAAUAUUGCGAUCUCCGUGCUGCUAUCAACAACAGUCCAAGUGAGAUAUUAAAACAAUCAGUUGCUGAUGAAUCCGAGAACAAACAGCUAACCAGCCUACAUAUCAUGUACAUCAUAGAUCAUCCGAUAAUUUGCCUGCGAGAGCAAUAAAUCUCCCGGGGGAAAAUUAUCAACCAGUUCAACUCCGCUCCGUGUCAACGCCAAAAGGGAUGAACGCGCGCGAAACAGUACCACGCCACACCUCGCCGUUUGCGUUGCGUCGCAUCUGCUCCUGCGCUGAUUGAUGAGUAAUCCCACGAAGACGCUGAAAUAAAUCAGUCCAAAGCGCGUACGAACUGGCGAUGUCUUCAUUUCGACUACGACAUUAUAAAACGUUCAUUCCAAACUGAACGAACGAUCAGUUCGACCGUGAAAUUUGCUAGUGCCGGACGCCUCUCCUCCAGUGUGUGCAGUUGUACAACGUGCGAAUAUUAAUAUUAUUCAGAAGAAUCUUAAUAACUUAACCGGCUGGCGGUGUGGUGAAGUGGUUUGAGUUCGUUUACGAUCCGCAUAGAGUGUUGUUAGCAAAUAUGGAAGGUGGCUUAUCCCCGUGGAUGAUGUGGCCCCAGGGCGUCAAUAUGCUUGGUGAAGCGGAGGACAUGCCAUUAGGUAUCAAUGGUGUGAACCCUUGUCUGGACGAGAAUGGGGAGAGCCACAGGACCAGCAGGUUUGAGUUGAUGAACCGCCACAAAAUGGAUACAGGGAAUCCGGUGCUGGUGGUUCGUAGAGGUCAGCCAUUCCGAUUGAAGAUCUACUGUGACAGACCGUUUGAUGAGGAAAAGGAUGUGAUUUCGUUCAUGUUAUCAGUGCAUCCGAUGAAUGGGGAGAGGGUGAGCCACGGGCAUGGCACUGUGGUUCACUUGCCGUUGCAGAAGGAAGAUGAUGGAGUGGAUGAAGAUGAAUCGGAUUGGAGGGCUGUGUUGGAGUCGGCGGAGGACGAAGUGCUUACGGUGAGCAUUAGGCCUUCGGCAAAGGCUUCGGUAUCUAAAUGGAAUUUGGCCAUUGACACCAAGAUGGCUGGAACUGAUCAGGUGAUCAACGCGAACGUUUCCGUGGAUUUCUAUUUGCUGUUCAACCCGUGGUGUGAACAUGACUACGUAUAUCUGGAAGACGAAACACUGCGUGAAGAAUACGUGCUCAGCGAUACGACAAUGAUCUGGCGAGGUUGUAACCGCAGUUUUCAUCCAACCGUUUGGAAGCUUGGACAGUUUGAAAGGGAUAUUCUGGAGUGUAGUUUCUUGUUGUUAUCAACGGUUGGACGGGUGAGCGCUACGUACCGUGGCAAUCCGAUCCGAGUGGCACGAGCUCUGUCAGCCGCUGUGAAUAGUAAUGAUGACAAUGGAGCUCUGAUGGGAAGAUGGAGCAAGGAGUUUCCAGAUGGAACACCUCCUACCAAGUGGGUUGGCUCGGUGGAAAUUCUGCAGCAGUAUUACGAAACGGGAACAUCCGUUCGGUACGGACAGUGUUGGGUGUUCUCCGGAGUGUUAGCAACAAUCUCACGCGCCCUAGGAAUUCCUUGUCGAGUGGUGUCCAAUUUCAAUUCAGCACACGACUCAGAAGCUUCGUUAACGAUCGAUUACUACAUCGGUGAGAGCAACAAUCAUCUUAGUGAGUUCAGUUCGGAUUCUACGUGGAACUUCCACGUAUGGAACGAAAUGUGGAUGCAAAGGCCUGAUUUGGGCGAGAGGUCCGAUGAGCUGUACGAUGGAUGGCAGGCGGUUGAUGCGACACCACAGGAGCUGUCCGAUGGGAUGUUCAAGCUUGGACCAGCACCGGUGAAGGCUGUUAAACGUGGUGAUGUCAACGUACAUUACGAUUGUGAUUUUGUAUUUGCUGAGGUGAAUGCCGAUGAGAUCUAUUGGAGGUAUAGAGGACCUGGUCAGCCAUUGAAGCUCGUUAAAAAGGAUCCUACGAAGAUUGGUCAGUUCAUCAGUACCAAAGCAGUGGGAUCAUGGGAACGUGAGGACAUCACCGAGUCGUACAAAUUUGAAGAGAAGUCCUGCGAUGAAAGGAUCACGAUGAUGAAGGCGUUGAAACAAGCGAGCAGUCCCUUCGCUAGAAUCUACACAAACGAAGAAUUCCAUGACAUUGAUUUUGAUGUGGAAAUCCGUAACGACGUGAAAAUCGGGGAACCGUUUACGAUUAUUUUGAAUAUCAAGAAUAAUUCGGAAGAUACGCCCUACCCAAUUGAAGGAAUGGUACACGUGGACACCGUUCUCUACACUGGAAAGCUGAGGACACCCCUAAAGGCGAUACCGUUCGAGGUUGAAGUGCAACCCAGCUCGACAUCCUCUAUAGAACUGCACGUAGAUUUCGAGGAGUACUACAGUAACGUACUGGAUCAGGCCUACUUCAAAAUCAUGUGCUCAGCCAGUGUUCAAGGUACAAACUACGAAUACUUCGCACAAGACGAUUACCGCGUUCGUAAACCCGACAUCAAGAUUAACUUGGACAACGAACCCAGCAUCGGAGCGCCACUCUACAUUACGGCAACUCUCGAGAAUCCGAUGCCCAUCCCAUUGACUAGCGGUGUGUUCCGAUUCGAAUGCUCCGGCGUGUGGCAGCCAGUCGAAAUUCCGCACGAUUACAUCGAAGCCGGCGAAACGGCGGUCAUCAAAUUUCGAAUGACACCUCAUCUACCGGGCAGCGCACAGAUUGCCGCCAAAUUCAACGCCGACGAAUUGAACGACGUGGACGGAUUUGUCUCCUUCGAUGUUAGGGAGGACACUUCGGAACUAAACGCUGGGCGUUCGCUAAAAGAAGGCCUCGUUUUUACAUGAUAACCAUUUAUCUUCAAUUGUAUCGUUUGGGGUUUCCCCUGAAGCAUUGUGUCUAAAUAAAAAACGACCACAUAUGA